CCUUUGGGGUCCUGAUUGAAAUAAGCGGAAGAGAGACAGACGCAAGCCUCGGCGGAAGCGGUCUGUCAGGAAAGAAAAAUCUGCAGAAUUUGACACAAAGACGCCCGUUCACAUACAAUAUUAUUUGACCGAACCGUGUACCACGCUUUAUAUCAGCGUCCGCUGCAAUGAUUCUGUUAGAAAUCAAUAACCGGAUUAUAGAAGAGACACUGUCUUUGAAAUUUGACGGCGCAUCCAAUGGGACCAAACCUGAGGCGGUAGAGGUGACGUUUGCAGACUUUGAUGGCGUCCUGUACCAUAUCUCUAACCCCAACGGGGAUAAGACCAAGGUGAUGGUCAGCAUCUCCCUCAAAUUCUACAAGGAGCUACAGGAGCAUGGAGCUGAUGAGCUACUGAAGAGGAUCUAUGAGAACUACCUGGUUGCCCCUGAGGCGGGCUACAACGUGUCCCUGCUGUUCGACCUGGACUCCGUGCCAGCCAAUAAGGAGGAGGUGGUGCACCAGGCGGGCAUGCUGAAGAGGAACUGUUUCGCCUCCGUCUUUGAGAAGUACUUCAAGUUCCAGGAGGAGGGCAAGGAGGGAGAAAAGAGAGCCGUGGUCCAUUACAGAGAGGACGAGUCCAUGUACCUGGAAGCCAAGAAGGACAGGGUGACUGUGGUGUUCAGCACCGUCUUCAAAGACGACGAUGACGUCAUCAUCGGGAAGGUCUUCAUGCAGGAGUUCAAGGAGGGCCGGCGGGCCAGUCACACGGCCCCCCAGGUUCUGUUCAGCCACCGGGAGCCGCCCCUGGAGCUGAAGGACACGGAUGCUGCUGUGGGAGACAACAUUGGAUACAUCACCUUCGUUUUGUUCCCGCGCCACACCAACGCCAACGCCAGAGACAACACCAUCAACCUCAUCCACACCUUCAGGGACUACCUGCACUACCACAUAAAGUGCUCCAAGGCUUACAUCCACACACGCAUGCGGGCCAAGACCUCAGACUUCCUGAAGGUGCUGAACAGGGCCCGUCCCGACGCUGAGAAGAAGGAGAUGAAGACCAUCUCGGGCAAAACGUUUACCCGCUGAGGCUGGUCUCCAUACGUGCACUGACUCCCAGGACACGCCCAGUCGCGCCACAUUGGACAGGACCUUCUCCCCCCCCCAGCCUGAUUGCGAGUGUCCAGACUUUCUUUGUUAAAAUAAUAAAGUUGUCUCCUUCAAAAUAAAGUUGUCUCUUAGGAAAAUCGAGGCAUAAAAGUAUAAAAAGGGCAUUCCUUGCUUUGCAUACUUAGAUAAUUAUUAGUCCUAUAUAAAUAUAUAUAUGAGAAGAAAAAAAAAGAAAUUUUUGAUACAAUAUCUUUUACUCCAUUUGGUACUCUUGCCUUGCUCUCUCUCUCCCCCCCCCCCCCCCCUUUUCCUCAUGGUGACCAUGCAUUCAAUGACUACAGAAUUCCCCCCUCACCCCCACCCCAUCUCUCUAUCAAUGCUUUCAUGUUGUCUGUACCAUUGUCAUUCGAUACAAUAAACCGUCUUACAAAAAGCA
This is a messenger RNA of Osmerus eperlanus (European smelt), 1524 nucleotides long. RefSeq names its product actin related protein 2/3 complex, subunit 2 (gene arpc2). Lineage: Eukaryota; Metazoa; Chordata; Actinopteri; Osmeriformes; Osmeridae. Gene Ontology annotation, biological process: Arp2/3 complex-mediated actin nucleation; actin filament polymerization. The transcript is spliced from 10 exons. The coding region runs from base 168 to 1067 and encodes 299 amino acids. Gene Ontology annotation, molecular function: actin filament binding; structural constituent of cytoskeleton. Gene Ontology annotation, cellular component: actin cytoskeleton; Arp2/3 protein complex. The record is from RefSeq and is a predicted model, not a curated record.